AUGUGUGUGUUUGUGGUGAGGACAUGUAGGAGGAGAACAAGGUGCAUCACCCUGGCCAGUGCUGUCAGCGUUUCCCACUCAGCUUUCCUAGGGCGGGGGUGCGCCAAGGUGAAGCCCCGUGGGCUGGAAAAUGAGAAAGCUUAUCAACAAGUCUCCUCUUGGAGGGGCAAGAAAAAGCUCCAGGGUCCUUUUCUUCCCACGAAAUGGACUCCCAAAGCUUUUGUGUCCAGGUGCCCUUGGACUCUUGACAAGGACACUAGCGUUCUGGGAUGUUGCCCUCCAAGUCCCCAUAGGAGUUAG
This is a messenger RNA of Rangifer tarandus platyrhynchus (Svalbard reindeer), 300 nucleotides long. The record is from the annotation of a GenBank genome assembly. Lineage: Eukaryota; Metazoa; Chordata; Mammalia; Artiodactyla; Cervidae.